Messenger RNA from Gracilinanus agilis (Agile Gracile Mouse Opossum), 3831 nucleotides. It is a transcript of the gene IL17RE, whose product is annotated as interleukin 17 receptor E. NCBI's taxonomy places the organism in Eukaryota, Metazoa, Chordata, Mammalia, Didelphimorphia, Didelphidae. The record is from RefSeq and is a predicted model, not a curated record. The transcript is spliced from 15 exons. The coding region runs from base 629 to 2710 and encodes 693 amino acids. Gene Ontology annotation, molecular function: interleukin-17 receptor activity.
AGUCAGCUGUGUGGAGAUAUGGGGCCGUGAGGUGCCGGAGUCCCUCGGACCUAGAACCCCGACCAGAAAGAGGGACGGAGCCCAACGGGAGGAAGAAAAGGCGUUCUUGGUGGGGAUAUCGAGAGGCGGGACCACGAGGGGCUCCUAGAAUUGGGGUGGGGGGCGCAGGGCUGUGUCCGGGACUGCUGACGGCUCUCCUCAAAGACGCGGAAUGUGAGUCAAUCAGGGAAAAGAGCGGAGCUUGGGGCUGGCUGAGGCGGGGGCGGAGGGCUCGGGAGCCAACCUCCACAGACACUCCUCCAUCUGCCGGGGCAGCCCAGCCUUCCUUUCGCCUUGGACCCUUUCCUCCACCUACCUACUCUUCCCCCAGAGGCCAAGUCCUUCGGGAGCCAGCGGCGGCAGCAGCGGCAGUAGCUGCAAGCGGCUGCGGCAGCGGCAACGCUCCCUCCCUUCCAGAACAAGCCCUAGCUCGGAAGAAAAGGAAUGUGGUCUGGCCGGCUGCUGAGCAGCUUCAGGGCAGGCGCAGGGGCAGGCUCGGGCGGGAGCGUCCCGUCCUGAAGAGGGAUACCAGGCAGCCCGUCUCCAGCGAUGCUGCCAUGUUCCCGGUGCGCUGAUCUUCCCGAGGCCCAUGGGGAGCCUGGUGCCGGUGGCUCCCCUCCUCAUUCCCUUCCUGCUCCUCCUCAGUCUCUUUCUAUCUGCGGGAAUCAGGCCAUCGCGAGUGAGCUGGUGGGGGGCCCCCUGUUUUCAGCCUUCCCACCCGCUUGCAGAAAAUCUUGCCCUCAGCCUUCACCAGAGCCAGGGCUUGUCCACAAGGUCACAGUGUUCUCUGAUCUGGCGAUGCCUGCCCUGUUUCCACACCCAGCUCAUUCUGAACACGACAGGUCUGCGAAAGUACCGGCUUCACCUUCUAGUGCGAAAAUCCGACACAUUCCCUAAGUUCCAGCUCUGCCUGAGGCCCAGGCUGCCCCGCACUGUCCAGGGGAAGUGGCUACGAGCCUGCCGCCUGGCCGUCUCCUUCCCAGCAGUGCCCAGCUCUGGGCUGCGCUUAAAAAGGACCCAGCUCAGUGCUCCAGAGGGGGCUGACGGAAUGCCCCAGCAGCAUGGUUCCCCCUGGCAGAGAGGUGGGCAUGGGGGACCUGCAUUCUCCUUUGUGCUGCUGCCCGGAGAGAGGGCCGUUCAGGUCACAGCCCCGCCGGGGCCCAACAUCAGCGUGAGGCUAUGCCACCAGUGGCUUCUUGAGUGUGAGGAACUGAAGAGACCCUUCCACAAACAGGAGAUUGUGUCCGGAGGUCAUACGGUCCAGUUUCCCUAUGAGUUCCUGCUGCCCUGUCUGUGCAUAGAGGCAGCAUACCUGCACCAGGACAGUGUACGAAGGAAGCAAUGCCCCUUGAAGGACCAGCCUGAAGUCUACAGCAUGGACUUCUGGAGGUCAGUUAAGUUCGUUGACUACAGCUGCCAGGACCAGAUGGCCAUGACCCUAGACCUGCGUUGCCCAGUGAAAUUAGAGGCCUCCCUAUGCCAGAAACAGAGUUGGAACAGUCCAUGUGAAGACCUUCCCAAUGCCACAGUCUCUGAGUCAGAUCGGUGGUAUAUCUUGGAGAAGGUGGAUUUGCACCCACAUCUCUGCUUCAAGUUCUCUUUUGGGAAUAGUAGCCAUGUCGAAUGUCCCCACAGGAAUGCCUCCUCCUGGAAUGUAAGCAUGGCUAUCCAGUCCCAACAACUCGUCCUGCACUUCUCCUCAAAGACCCCAGCUGCUUUCAGCGCUGCCUGGUACCACCCAGGGGUGGAGCAUGGUGAUCUGCAGCCGCCGGUUUACUCAGUCAGCCAGCGCCUCGGUUCCAGCCCAGUGGAGGCCGAUCUCAUCGUCCCCUUCCCGAGCUCCGGGGGUUGUGUUCUGGUGUGGCGGUCAGAUGUCAGGUACGCCCAGAGGCACCGCUUGUGUCCUGACGUCUCUCACAGGCAUUUGGGGCUCGUGGCUCUGGGGCUGUUGAUGGGGGCCGCCCUGCUGGUGACCGUCCUGGCUUUGAAGGCCCGGGGCUUAAGGAGGCUGCUGACAGGCCCCGGCCGGCCCAGGCCAGUGCUGCUGCUCUACUCUGCGGACUCGGAGGCCCACCGCCGUCUGGUGGGCGCCUUGGCCGAGUUGUUGAGGGCGGCCCUGGGAGGCGGUGGCGACGUGAUCCUGGACCUGUGGGAGGGCGAGCGCGUGGCUCGCCUGGGGCCCCUUCCCUGGCUGUGCGGGGCCCAGGCCCGGGUGGCCCAGGAGCGAGGCACCGUGCUGAUCCUUUGGAGCCGGAACAGCGGUCACCUCUACCACAGCUGGCAGGCGGGAGGUGGGCCUGGAGCCUCCCAGGACCCCCAGGACCUAUUCCGCUCCGCUCUCAGCCGCUGCCUCCAGCCUGGCCUGAGCACCGCGGGAGGGGCUCGCCCUCCGAUGCUGGCCUUCUUCACUGAGCUCUGCGCCAAGGGGGACAUUCCCCGGCCGCUGCGCACUCUCCCCUGUUUCCGCCUGCUUGGCGACCUGCCCCAGCUACUCCGAGCCCUGGGCGCGGAGGACGCUCUCAGCAGACCGCGUUGUCUCUGGUCACGGCCGCGGCCCGGGCCUCCGGACCCCCGGGAUUGGCGGCGCUAUUUGCGGAACCGCCUAGAGCUGUGCCAGAAGCUAGAGCGGGAGGCGGCUCAGACCGUACCGCCGAGCUCGGACAGCGGCUGAGUUGGGAGGCCGUAGGUAGACAAACGUGUCCGUGCCUCCCCUCCUAGGGGACCUGGAAAGAGAAACGAGCCAAGGAGAGGCCAAAGAGCCCCCUCCCCGUCAUCAAUCUGGAGCCUCGGAAAUGGGUCUCCAACGGAGGGCGUGUGUGGAAGUGGGGAGGAAGGAGGCUCGGAGCACUGAUCAAAAGGAUUUGGGAUUCGGAAAUCUCUGGCGAGGGGCUGCCCCACCGACUCCCCCCAAACAGGCCUUUACUGGCGCCCAGUGCCUUCUCUUCUUGGGGAGGGAAUUCUCGCUUCAGUUAGGUUCAGAGACCUGGGGUAGGCGUUAGGUUUCCCCUCCCCCAAUCUCCGGGCGGGAUCCCAGGGAAAAGACUUUCAGCUGGAGAGGUGAGGUCUAAAAUGGGGAAGGAAAGCUGGGAUGGGAAGCAGACGCCAGAGGGGUACCGGCGGCCGCGCCCGGCUCUGCCCUUGACCUUUGCCUGCGCUCCCUGCUCGGCCCCCAUUAGCCCCAAGGUAUAGCGAGGACUCCGGAGGAAGGCACCGAGCCAUGAAGCUGGCCUGGGAGCUGGGGAGGAGAGGCCGUUCCAGGCCAUCGUUUACGGAUUAGGAUGGGAUGGGCUAGGGCUAGGCGGAGCAAUCGUGACCGACGAUGCCUGGGGAGCCUGGAGGAAAUCAUUAUCUAAUUCGAGACCAUAUUCUGGGAGAGCAGACGAAGAGGCACUCCUCCAUCCUCUGGAAAGCUGGGGUGGGAGGACAAUGACUGCCUGGGCUCUUCUUUUAGCAGACUUAUUGGGUUAAAAGUGAGAAUUCAACUGGCGUGUGAGGUAACAUUUUUAAAAAGUCAUUGAGGGGUGGGAGAGAAUUUUAAGUCGAAAAUAAAGCAUUUUAAAUAUAUGUUAAAUGUAAUAUAUGCUACUAAAAUAUUUUAAAAUACACUGUUAAUAUAUUUUAAAUAACAAUCUGAUGUUCUAGAUUCACAGUUUUAGAUAUUCUAAAUUUUCUGGUCUUUGUACAUGGAAAUCAUGAUGUUCACAGAUACUUUUUUAGCUCAUAAUUCAAAAAAAUGCAAUUAAAAAAAAAGGUAUUGCACAAAAUAAAGUGAAGGGCUGACCAUCCAAAAAA